This is a messenger RNA of Theileria annulata, 516 nucleotides long. RefSeq lists its product as uncharacterized. The record is from RefSeq and is a predicted model, not a curated record. Lineage: Eukaryota; Apicomplexa; Aconoidasida; Piroplasmida; Theileriidae. The transcript has 5 exons. Bases 1 to 516 code for a protein of 171 amino acids.
AUGACUGAUAAAGAUUCCCUUUUAUCUGAAAUCGCAAACUUGGAUUCUCAACUUAAACAAUGGUUUUUAUUCAGAAGAGUUCAAGCUGAAAGAUCAUUAUCUAUAAAGAAAUUGCUUGAUGAUAAUAAUUUCUUGGGUUUAUCUGUUAAUAACAAGAAAGUUCCAGUAACUGAUCAGGUUUUAUGGCAUGAUAUUGUAAAAGGAAAGCCUGAACUGGAAGAUGAAUUAUCUCCCAACGCUAGGGAAAUGAAGGCUGAUAAAUACUUGGAUAUUUUUAGACUGUCUUGUGAUUAUGAUAAUGAAUGUAGAUUACCAGGUUCAAAUUAUUUCCGAUGUUUGCAGGAUAAUUUUAAAACUACUUCAUCAGAGAGGAAUGAAUUGUGUUUGACAUCAUUUAAUGCUUUUGAUGAAUGCAGGAAAAAGUUACUGGAUACUCAACAAAAGCUUGUGGAACAGUCUUUAAAAAGGCAGGAAGAACAGGAUAAUAAGGCUAAAGUUUGUUUUAAGUCGAUUUAA